Molecule: messenger RNA, 2953 nt
Organism: Nothobranchius furzeri (turquoise killifish)
Lineage: Eukaryota; Metazoa; Chordata; Actinopteri; Cyprinodontiformes; Nothobranchiidae
Gene: prpf39
Product: PRP39 pre-mRNA processing factor 39 homolog (yeast)
Biological process (GO): RNA processing; mRNA 5'-splice site recognition
Cellular component (GO): U1 snRNP; commitment complex; U2-type prespliceosome
Molecular function (GO): pre-mRNA 5'-splice site binding; protein binding
Source: RefSeq, a predicted model, not a curated record
GGUGAUUGGAGUGAGCAUGCGCUGUCUCUUCUGCUGUGCUUCCUUCAAACCGAUAAGUAUGGUAGAUAAGGCGCGUUUAGCGCUUGCUCGUCGCUGAUUUUCCAGACUGUACAAGUUCCCUGAAAUCGUUACAGUGACGUUAACGCUACAGACCAGAAAUUCUCAGAUCAAUUGUUGGAUUAAUGCUGGACACUGAGUCCGCUGCCAUGGAGAGCAAUGGAAAUGCAAAUCUUCCUGACUUUCCUGUUGAAGGUCAAGCAGCUGAGUGGUCUGCGAGCCACGUUUCUUCAGAACCACAGCCCGCCUUGCCAGGAGACUCUGAUGCAUCUCGGGAUGCUCCGGGACAGGAACAGCAACAAAUGAACUGUACAGAGCUGGCAUCUGUGGAGAAAGCUGUUGAGCAGUUUCAGCUGGCAAAUGCUCAGCUCUUUCAAGAAGAGCACCCACCGCCUCCACCACCGCCACCACCACCCCCUCCGCCUGCAGAAGAAGCAGAACAAGCAGCAGAACCCACUGGGUAUCAGCCAGAGGCUGCUGUACAGGUUGAAAGUCAAGAUGGGGCUGGAGAACAGUUGAUGGAGGAUGGCAUGGAGCUGGAAGAAGCACCCAAAGACAGUGUACAAGAAUCUGCUGAUCCUGGAGAACCACAGCUGCCCUCUGAGUUUGAAAAGCUCUAUAAAGCAUGUGAGGAUACCCCUGACGAUUUUAACGCCUGGGUCACCCUGCUGCAGUAUGUGGAGCAAGAAAAUUUCCUUGUAGCAGCAAGAAAAUCAUUUGACAUGUUCUUCCUACGUUACCCCUACUGCUAUGGCUACUGGAAGAAGUAUGCAGAUCUUGAGAAAAAGCAUGGAAAUAUACAGGUGGCAGAAGAGGUGUACAGACGAGGCCUUCAGGCCAUUCCCCUCAGUGUGGAUCUUUGGCUUCACUACCUCACCUUUAUCAAAGAGAACUCCGAUCUCACUGACCCAGAAACUGAGGGACGCAUUCGAGCCUCCUACGAACACGCAGUGCUUGCAGCAGGAACGGACUUUCGCUCAGACCGCCUGUGGGAGGCCUUCAUAACCUGGGAGACCGAACAGCAGAAGCUGGCUAAUGUUACUGCUAUCUAUGAUCGCAUCCUGGGCAUCCCAACACAGCUGUACUCGCAGCACUUUCAAAAGUUCAAGGACCACGUGCAGAACAACCACCCCAGAUACUUCCUGUCUGAAGAGGAGUUUGUUCAGCUUAGGGUUGAGCUCUCUAAAUCCAGUCUGUCUGCAAUGGUUGGUGAAGAUGGAGAACCGAGUGUUGCUCAAGAGGAGCUACCGCCUGGCACUGAGGAUCUCGCAGAUCCUGCUAAGAGAGUAACAGAGAUCGAGAACAUGCGCCACAAGGUCAUUGAGAGUCGCCAGGAAGUGUUCAACCACAACGAGCAUGAAGUCAGCAAGCGCUGGGCCUUUGAAGAAGGGAUCAAGAGACCGUACUUCCACGUCAAAGCCUUGGAGAAGACGCAGCUGAACAACUGGAGAGAAUAUCUGGAAUUUGAAAUAGAAAACGGCACUCCGGAGCGUGUGGUUGUCCUAUUUGAACGAUGCCUCAUCGCCUGUGCUCUCUACGAGGAGUUCUGGAUCAAGUAUGCAAAAUAUCUAGAGGGCUUCAGCACCGAUGGAGUGAGACAUGUCUUCAAGAAGGCGUGCACCAUCCACCUCCCCAAGAAACCCUCCAUCCACGUGAUGUGGGCGGCCUUUGAGGAGCAGCAAGGCAACAUCGAAGAGGCUCAGAGGAUCCUGAAAUUCCUGGAAGAAGCGAUCCCGGGUCUGGCUCUGGUGCGUCUUCGGAGGGUUAGUCUGGAGCGUCGCCGCGGGAACAUGGAGGGAGCAGAAGCCUUGUUGAGGGAAGCGAUGGAGUCCGCGAAGAGUUCUGUUGAGAUAUCGUUCUAUGCUGUGAAGCUGGCUCGACAUCUAAUUAAAGUGCAGAGGAGUCUGAGCAAGGCGAAAAAGGUGCUGCUCGAGGCUAUCGAGAAGGAUCAGACAAGUUCAAAGCUGUAUUUGAAUCUACUGGAGCUGGAGUUUAGUGAAGGUGUCCAGCAGAACGAAGCGGAGAUCUUGGCCUGUUUUGACCGAGCCUUGAGGAGCUCCAUGCCCCUGGAAUCCCGCAUCACCUUUUCCCAGCGCAAGGUGGAAUUUCUGGAAGACUUUGGCAGUGACAUCAACGUGCUUGUGGCGGCAUACGAGGAACAACAAAAGCUACAGAAAGAAAGCGAAUCUUUGAAGAGGAAGGCUGAGAAUGGUUAUGACAGCUCUCAAGAAAGUGACGCCAAAAGACAGCGUGUGGACGACCCUUCAGCUGUUGCGGCAAACGCCAUGACAGACAUGCAGGCAAACAGCUCUGCGUACAACUACAACUGGUACCAGCAACAGUACGGUGGCUGGGGACAGAAUUCCUGGGGACAGUACAACCAGUAUGCCCAGUACAACCAAUACUACCCUCCCCCUCCUACAUGAUGAGCAAGCUUUUUACAUGAAGAUGGAAGUGGGAUCUUUUCUGACCUUAAAUCUUGGAGCAAGCAAAUUUAUCAAGAGAUUUCAGUUGAACUACGCUGUGGAGUUUUUCUAGUUCUACUUCCUGGCUUACAGUUGACGUGUUGCAGCAUUCUUUUGUUAGAUGAUAUUUGGCCUUCCAUGGUAACGAUGUUCAUCUCAUUUUGUGGAGGAACGUAACUGCUAAAUUAAUCAUCUCUGCACUGUUUAAGUUGAAGGUUUUGUUUUUCCUAUGCAUGACAUACGAGAGACCUACAUUGGAUUAUUUUGACCUGUUUGUGUUUCCGUUUAAAGCUUGUAAGGAACACAGUUAAUUGUUGUGGUCAAGUUUCCAAAUGAACAUUUUUAGUAUUUCAUGCUUGUUUCCAUUGGGAGCAAUGAAGAAUCCCUUUUUUAAUUUUGACUUGAUUUCUUAAUAAAGAGUGGUAUCCUCA